Messenger RNA from Cadophora gregata, 456 nucleotides. RefSeq lists its product as uncharacterized. Lineage: Eukaryota; Fungi; Ascomycota; Leotiomycetes; Helotiales; Ploettnerulaceae. Bases 1 to 456 code for a protein of 151 amino acids. The transcript has 3 exons. The record is from RefSeq and is a predicted model, not a curated record.
AUGACGAUAUUCAAACCCACAGCAGACGAUUCGGGCCAUCCGCCAUCGAGGAAGAUCCAUCUCAUCGUUGCGCAGGUUAUGUGCUUGGGUAUCACAGUCAUCAUUGUUGGGCUACGUAUUUACGAGAGAGCAGCUAUUCAUGCUGUUGGAAUUGAUGACUACUUGAUACUACUCGCGAUGUUCUUCGCAAUCCUGUUCACGGUUUGCAUUUGUGUGUCCCCAACAUUUGGAUGGACAUCCCAUCUCGAAGAUGUUGAAGAUAAAAUCCCAUCUCUUACAGUUGCGUGGAUAGCGCAACUAUUUUUCACGCCAGCUGUGUCGACAGUCAAAUUGUCCAUCUUGGUUUUUUACCUCCGGCUUUCGACAUCCAAGUCUUUCCGAUACUGUGUUUUUGGUGGAAUAAUUUUCGUAUCGCUGUGGUUCAUUAUCUUCGAGACUGUUAUUGCUAUGGUAUGA